AAAAUGUUAUGAUUAAUCUAUUUGUGAAAGUUUACACCAAAAAGAAAAUUUUAAAAACAUAGUUAAAGCCUUUAAAAUAUAGUAAUUUAUCGCAUAUUAAAAACAAGAAGCUUACUAUAUCACAACCAAUAAUGGUAUCUGCACCACAAACUGCCAAAAAAUCAAAUCAUAUCGAAAAUAAAGAAUCAAUAUUGUUAACAAGAACGGAAAAUGAAUUGAUUGUUAAAUUAUUGGGUGAAAAGUGCCAGACCUUAGCAACAGCAAUAAUUCAGUUAUUUGUAACAUCUCCACCAGAUCAUUCAUCAUGGAUAAAACAUGAAUCAGGUGUAUUAUGUUUUGUUAAAGAUAAUGGUAAAAGAUCCUAUUUUUUUCGAAUAUAUUGUCCAAUUCGUAAGCGAUUGGUAUGGCAGCAAGAAUUGUACAAUAAUAUUGAAUAUAAAUCACCUGCAAAAUAUCUGCAUACAUUUGAAGCAGAGGAUGGGAUGGCUGCAUUUAAUUUUGCAAAUGAAGAUGAGGCCUCGUUUUAUCGACAAACUGUUUUAGAAAGAGUAGCAUCACGCCAAAGAAAAGAAAAACGCAUGCGCAAUUCAAUACAAAGUCAACGAGCCGCAACUGCGUCGAGUAUGCAACAAAGCCGAAGUCAUACAACAUUAGGACCAACAGGAACAUGGGGUGGCGUAUCAAAUGUUUCAAAUGGAUCAUCACUAUAUCCUCAUUCAAAUGGGGGACCAGUUGUGCCUCAACAUCAACGAAGCAAUAGUGCAGGUGGUCAAUUAAAAGUCGUCGAUAAAAUCAGUUUAAGUAAAAAACGUACACGAAAUUUAACGACAAGAGAUAUUAGUGCACCAAGUGAUUUUAAACAUGUCUCACAUGUGGGCUGGGAUGCCACCAAAGGAUUUGAGAUUGAUACAAAUGAUGAAAAUCUAAAAAAAUUCUUUGAUGAAGCUGGAGUGUCAGAAAAACAACUUGCAGACAAAGAUACAGCCAAGUUUAUUUAUGAAUUUCUUGAAUUGAAUGGCGGUAUCGAAGCGGUAAAGGAAGAUAUGCAAAAGAAUCAAGCACCACGAAGUGCUCAACCGCCACCAGUUCCCGCUCGUAUUUUACCUCAACAGCGAACUGCUCCACCUCCUCCAACAAGAGUGCCACGAGCUGUCCCAAGUAUACCAACGAAACCUCCACCUCCUAUUACUUCUUCAUCAGUGGCUGUUCCACCAAAUGUACCGCCCCCACCUCCUCCGUUACCUAGUGUAUCUGUUGCUACACCACCACCACCCCCUCCUCCACCACCACCGCCACCCGCACCAAUUGAAGAUUUGACUACUAGAUCAACCGCCUCAAUUCCAUCGUCUCAAACUGAUUCACGAUCAACUCAAUCAGAUUCUCGAUCAACUCAACCAGAUCAAAGAUCAGCAUUAUUAGAAAGUAUUAGAAGCGGACCAAAAUUGAAACAUGUUGAAGUUGAUAAAACGAAAUCCGCGCCUACAAAUUCUGGUGAUUCGCGAAAUGAUUUACUGAGUGAAAUUCGACAAGGUGUUGAAUUGAAGUCGGUAACUGUAAAUGCACAAAAACCAGCAUCUUCAAAUCCAGAAAAAGGAUUAGCUGGUGCAUUAGCACGAGCAUUAGCAGAACGAUCACGUGCUAUUCAUUCAGAUUCUGAUACUAGUGAUACAUCCAGCGAUGAAGAAGAAUGGGAGGAUUAAUUGAAAUUAUUUUGAGUUAGUCAUUUAUUAAUUGUAAUCUAGAAAUAUAAAUAAUUUUAUUUACUUCUAUUCAAAGGCGAAAUUUCGUUUAGCGGUUGGAUCAUACGAUAUAUCUUUACCAUAACUUCUUGCGAGCUCUUCACAAUUUCCGUAACUCUUAAAAAAGAAGUUAUUAGACUCAGCAUAAUUACGUUACACGGAAACCUAGUCUAUUAAAAAUUUAUGACGAAAUUUUCAAUUGCAAUUUAAAAUUUCAUUUCAAAAUGUAGUUGAAGAAAGUAAAAUCUCCAAGAUUCAAUCGCUUAAGAAACACCCCUUUUUUUGUUUGUGGGGUAGAAUAAUUAUUUUUUUUAUUAACAAUAUUAAAUAGAUGGUUAACAGAGAUAGUUUAUUUCCGUAUAAAAUUUCGGCCAGAUCCCAUUUAUUAAACCUCUAGAAUCCAAAUGGUGGUAAAAAUUGGUGCACGGAACUAAAUAUAAAAAAUUCCCUUCAUUGUUCAUGGCCAUAUCGCCCAUUGCCAGACUUUUAAAGUGUGGAAUGUAGUAAACUUCUAAUCUACCUCACUAUUUAACAAUUUUCAGUCAAUCCAAAAAAUAUAAGAACGAUUAAUCGC
Molecule: messenger RNA, 2313 nt
Organism: Chrysoperla carnea
Lineage: Eukaryota; Metazoa; Arthropoda; Insecta; Neuroptera; Chrysopidae
Product: neural Wiskott-Aldrich syndrome protein-like
Exons: 6
Coding region: 132-1700 (522 amino acids)
Biological process (GO): regulation of Rho protein signal transduction; actin filament organization
Cellular component (GO): plasma membrane
Molecular function (GO): actin binding; small GTPase binding
Source: RefSeq, a predicted model, not a curated record